Molecule: messenger RNA, 1209 nt
Organism: Papilio polytes (common Mormon)
Lineage: Eukaryota; Metazoa; Arthropoda; Insecta; Lepidoptera; Papilionidae
Exons: 3
Coding region: 200-1009 (269 amino acids)
Source: RefSeq, a predicted model, not a curated record
AAGACUUUAGUAACGUGAGAAACGUUUGUGUGGACACACGUAUCAUGAACCAAGAAUAGUCCGUUUAAAAUCUUUAUUAUUAAAAGCAUAAAGUUGUGAAAGUGCAUUCGACUUUAUAUCUUAGUCAUGUGUAGAUUAAGGUGUUAUUAAUAAAACAGUUACUUGGGUCUGGAGUCUGCAAUUUAAUAUAGAAGGUACUAUGGAGAUGGUGCAAAUUACCAGGUUCCUGUGCUUCGUGUUGUGUGCCUUCGUCGUGGCUUGUAAGUCGAAGAAUGUAGAUAAAACAUGGCAAGCAGUAAAAGAUGAUAACGUAGUAACAAUAACACUAUCCAACCGACAAAAUGUGCAAAGCUAUGCAAACGUUCAAACAUAUGGAACAUAUGGAAGUGGAAUUUAUUAUAACAACAAUUUUAUUGAAAGUCAGUUGCAUAGGUUUAUGGAAAACCUGCUAAGUAAUGUACGGGAUGAUCUAUUUUCAAGAAUAACACCACAAAAUUUCGUCCCAUAUUAUUUUAUAAUUCCUAAAUUUUUCAAUUGGAAUAAUGUUAAUCAUAAUCAUAAUGUACCUAAAAAUAUUAAUCCUAAUCUGUUCAAAACUCCUGCAGUAGCUACGUCUACUAAAACACCCAAUAAAGUAGAACCAUUUACUACAAAUAGACCUCAAGCAAAUGGGCAUAGACGGUUUCCGGUUGAAACUGUACCAGCACUGCGACCUAGAACUAUCUUUACCCAAGAUACGACUACCCCGCCACCUGUACCAGGAACAAAGAUUAGUACAACCACCACUGUAAACACCGAACGUCCAGAAACUACUACAGCCAAGAUACAAGUAGCUAGUACAACACAAGCAAAUAAGGACGAUAAAGGCCCAUUUUUCGAUGACGAAGACGAUACUACUAGACCUAUAAUUUUACUUGAUACAAUAUCACCCAAAAGUAAUCGUAAAUUAGACAAGAAAUUACGGAGGAUGCCUGAUGUUGAACAUGGAAGUGUGCAAGCUGGAAUUUAAACAAGAUAGUAUAGAAGCCAAACAAUAGCUGAGUGAAAAAAUCAACCACAUUUGAAAGUGGAUAAGACUGUCCUUUGUGAUUACAUUUCAUUGUAAUAAGUUUUGUGCAUUUAUACAUCCUCGCAAUAAAUUAUUAUUAACUGUUUUAAAUUUAUAAAAAUGUAAAUAGUGGAUAAUUCAAACAAAAGUGUAUAAAACAA